Molecule: messenger RNA, 1053 nt
Organism: Balearica regulorum gibbericeps (East African grey crowned-crane)
Lineage: Eukaryota; Metazoa; Chordata; Aves; Gruiformes; Gruidae
Source: RefSeq, a predicted model, not a curated record
AUGAUUUUCAGAUCCUCGCAGCAGGGAGCAGACAGUAGGGAUGGCAGUCCCAGCAGUGCGGCAGCAGAGACACCCUCCAGCGAAGACUUCAGCCUCUCCUUGCUGGACACUAACUUGCCAGCCGAAGCAGAGACUGAAUUGCGCAGUUUUAUCGCUAAGCGUCUUACUAAAGGAGCCCUGUUUGAAGGAAUGGGGAAUGUAGCAUCAGUGGGGCUGAGCAUACCAGAAUAUAAAGUUGGUUGUUAUUACUGUCGUUUCCAACAAGAAAAUCUUCUAGAAAUGGCAACACUGGAAUCAGAUAUCAAUGCUCCAGAAUAUGUGGUUUGUUUCUUAGGUGGUUCAGAGAAAGGUCUGGAACUUUUCAGACUUGAGCUGGACAAAUACAUUCAAAGUCUGAAGAUAAAUCUUGAUUUGGAGCAAAAAUCCUUGGAGACCUGUGUUAGCCCCUACUUGAGAAGCUGGUUUGAGAAUGCCAUAUGCCCCAUUCAGAGAGUGGUACAGCUUUUCCAGGAGAAACUCGCCUUUUUGUUACAUGCUGCUUUGAGUUAUACUCCUGUGGAAGUAAAAAACGCAGAUGAAAGAACAGAAAAAGACAUCAGCAGGUUUCUGGCAGCUGCCAGCCUCCAAGGACUUGUUCAGGAAGGCACAAUGACCUCCUUGUGCAUUGCCAUGACUGAGGAGCAGCACAAGUCAAUAAUUAUUGACUGCAGUGGACCUCAGCCUCAGUUGCAUAACGCAGGAAGCAACAGAUUCUGUGAGGACUGGAUGCAUGCUUUUGUGAAUGGUGCUGAAGGUGGAAAUCCGUUUCUCUUCCAGCAAAUUUUGGAAAACUUUAAAUUGAAGGCUAUACAAGACAUAAACAACCUGAAGAGGUUUAUCCGCCAGGCUGAAAUGAACCACUACGCCUUGUUCAAGUGCUACAUGUUCCUAAAGAACUGUGGCAGUGGAGACAUACUUUUGAAGAUUGUUAAAGUAGAACAUGCAGAAAUGCCAGAAGCCAGAAAUGUAGUGACUGUCCUUGAGGAAUUCAUGAGAGAAACAUCAGUGGCUUAA